Messenger RNA from Pangasianodon hypophthalmus (striped catfish), 3539 nucleotides. RefSeq names its product ATP-binding cassette, sub-family G (WHITE), member 8 (gene abcg8). Gene Ontology annotation, molecular function: ATP hydrolysis activity; ABC-type transporter activity; ATP binding. Gene Ontology annotation, biological process: cholesterol homeostasis. NCBI's taxonomy places the organism in Eukaryota, Metazoa, Chordata, Actinopteri, Siluriformes, Pangasiidae. Bases 150 to 2189 code for a protein of 679 amino acids. Gene Ontology annotation, cellular component: plasma membrane. The transcript has 13 exons. The record is from RefSeq and is a predicted model, not a curated record.
GUAUAUAGAGAGAGCUCUGAGAGUGCCUCCUCUCUAAAACACACUCUCCCUGCGGAAAGACAAGCAGCCACUUCUUCAGGUUUUCAACCCGGACCAAGGGGUCUCUGACCCCAAUUCAGCACCUCUCCUGCUCCCAAUAGCUAGACGCCAUGACUGAUGACACUGUGUUCGAUUCAGAAAGCAGCUUCUGCUUCCCAGCACUGCCUGGAAACAAUGAGGGAAGAGAUAUCAGGCUAUUUUCCACAGGGGAUGAGGACAGCAGUCUGUAUUUUACCUACAGUGGGGGUUGCAAUGAACUGGAGGUCAGAAAUCUGCACUAUGAGGUGGACACAGCAGCACAGAUCCCCUGGUAUGAGAAACUGUCCGAGCUGAAGAUGCCCUGGGAGAUGAGGGGUAACAAACAGACUGCUAUCAAAGACCUGAACCUGAGAGUGCACAGCGGCCAGAUGCUGGCUGUUAUCGGCAGCUCAGGCUGUGGAAAGACCUCCCUGUUGGAUAUUAUAACAUGUCGAGAUGAAGGAGGCACCAAGAAAUCUGGAGAGGUACUCAUCAAUGGCAAGCCCUGCACACCCUCGCUAGUGAAGAAAAGCAUUGCUCAUGUCCGACAGGAUGACCGCUUGUUACCUCAUCUGACAGUACGAGAGACUCUCACCUUCGUGGCCCAGCUGCGCCUACCAACACAUUUUACACAGGCACAGAGAGAUCAAAGGGUGAAUGAUGUCAUUGCUGAACUGAGGUUGAGACAGUGCGCUAACACACGAGUGGGAAACAACUAUGUGCGGGGUGUAUCUGGUGGUGAGAGGAGGAGGGUCAGCAUUGCUGUUCAGUUACUAUGGAACCCAGGUAUUCUUAUCCUGGAUGAGCCUACUUCAGGUCUAGACAGCUUUACUGCUCACAACCUGGUUUUCACCUUGUCUCGUCUGGCCCGAGGGAACCGUCUGGUCCUGCUCUCAGUGCACCAGCCACGUUCAGACAUCUUCCAGCUCUUUGACCUGGUGGUGUUGCUCUCCUCUGGCUCAGCCGUGUACUGCGGCCCUGCCAAAGACAUGGUGCCCUACUUCACAUCUCUGGGGCAUCCAUGUCCACGCUACUGCAAUCCCUCUGAUUUCUACGUGGACUUGAUCAGCAUUGACCGCCGCAGCUCAGAAAAGGAAGCUGAGUGUCUGGAGAGAACAAGGGUCCUGGCAGCCCAGUUUGCUGAGAAGGUGAAGAACACUGAUGACUUCAUGUGGAAGUCUGAGGAGCACAACGUUCCAGUGCUAGAUAAUAAUAUCCAAAGCGACAUCCCUUCUACACCAAACGCCGAAACCCGCAUCACAGUGUCACAAAGGAAGGACCAUCGACCAGGCCGGCUGCACCAGUUCUCCGUACUGAUUAGGCGGCAGGUAUUUAAUGAUUUCCGUGACCUGGUGACACUGUUGGUGCAUGGCUUAGAGGCCCUGCUAAUGUCACUGCUCGUGGGCUUCCUGUACUUCGGGGCAGGUGAGGAGAAGCUGCCAUUGCAGGACACUGUGGCUCUGCUCUACAUGAUCGGAGCUCUCACACCAUUUGCUGUGGUACUGGAUGUCAUAGCCAAGUGUCAUUCAGAGAGAGCCAUGCUGUAUCAUGAACUGGAAGAUGGAAUGUACUCGGUCACCCCCUAUUUUUUUGCCAAGGUCCUGGGUGAGUUACCAGAGCACUGUGUUUUCACCCUGGUGUACAGCCUGCCUAUCUAUUGGCUAGCUGGCCUGAAUGACUCCCCAGACCGCUUCCUGCUCAACUUCAUGCUGGCGUGGUUGAUGGUGUACUGCAGCCGCUCCAUGGCUUUGUUCACAGCAGCCGUGCUACCCACCCUCCAGACCUCUUCCUUCAUGGGAAACUCCCUUUUCACUGUUUUCUAUCUGACCGGCGGCUUUGUUAUCAGCCUGGACAACAUGUGGCUAGUCGCUUCCUGGUUUUCCUAUAUUUCUUUUAUGCGCUGGGGUUUUGAUGGGAUGCUGCAGGUUCAGUUCCGUGGCCUCAAAUAUUCAGUCAGCCUGGGAAACCUGACCAUCAAUGUAGAUGGCAUUAAAGUGGUGGAGGUGAUGCAUAUGAACCAGUUCCCACUCUACUCCUCUUAUCUAGUGCUAAUCGCUGUAGUGUUGGUCUUUAUGUUGCUCUACUAUCUGUCACUAAAGUUCAUUAAGCAGAAGUCCAGUCAGGAUUGGUGAAGAAAAAGCUACAGUCAAUCUCUUUUGGACGAACUUUACCCCCUACACAUGAAGCCAGGCCACUGCAGGAAAAUGGCAGCACCAACAUGUUCUCAGUCCACACUGAGGUGAUAUGGGAGAACUCUGGAGAAACGUGUUCAUGUGCUGCAUAUACUAACAAACUCAAGUGUGUCAGCGCUGUCAUCAUUGGACAUUUAACAAUCUGACAAUUUUCUGCUUAUGAUGGACAGAAAGAUCAAAAUUGUAUAUUUAGAAAGUUAUUGUAAGUUGCUUUGUGACAUAUAAGAGCAACUUUUUUGAAUAAUAGCAUUAUAGGUUUAUCCUUAGAAAAAUGCCACCAUGUCAAAAUCAUUGGAAGUCUUGUCAGCUCCAUGUUUGUCCCAUUUAUUCACUAAUAUCAGGGCCAUCAGAGAGUUCCCCAAAUUCCCAUUUGGAGGUUGACAUGAACAGUUUUUACUUCUACACAAGCCUAUAUGACGUCAAAAAUCAAAAGGGGCGAGAAGUGACAUGUCAGGUGUGUGGCAGGAGACAUUGUUAUGAACAAAAUGGUGGCUGGUUGAGCAGAUUGUAUUAAGUGCUCAUUUGCCAACCAUGUUAUGCAUUUACCAAGGGCUAGUUAGAGAAUGGAGAGGAGCGUAAGAUGUCAAAUCCUAGGUAUUUUGGCAAACAUACACAAAGCAAAAUAGUGAGACAGAUAUUUCGAAAGUGAUAUACCAUUAACAACAUAAAUAAUCACAAAGUGAUUUAUGACUAAGGUGUGAAGUUAUCCUUAUGAUCUCAAGAAGUGAGUAGUGGAAGAGUACUACCGAAGUCUCUGACCUCCAAGAGAUUGUAUACCAAACUUCAAAUGAGCCAAUAAAGCAUUGCAACAAGCUUUAAUAUGACAUCUGGGAUUCUGCAUAAGGGAAUGGUGAGAGGGAGAGCUGACAAAGGUAACAAUAUUGAUAACAAUAUUGAAACACAGCUCUCAUUUUCUACAACAGAUAAUGUUCACAUGUGAGUGUUUGAGUUGUUCAUUAGACUACACAUGACUGUCACUGGAUGGCAGCAAAGCUCCAUGCAUACCCAUCUUCCUUUGCAGCCAGUUUUUUUUUUUAAACAGCUUUUGUUCAUGUCUCUUAUGCAUGUUUAUUUUCCAUACUGUGAUUAAUAAUCUUAAUGAGUUAUGGAUGUAAAGGGAUAUUUAAGGGAUAUCUUGGAUAUCUUCAGUAAGUUACACUAUCAAAGCAUUUCUAUGUUAAAAUCCUGAUCAUCUAAGUUUUGCACUGGUGCAAACCCCUGAUAAAUGUGGCAAGAAAAUGUUUGAAAUAUAAAACACAGAACCAAAGUAAGUGGUAUAUGUGUGUUAUU